GGGGGGGGGGGGAGGAGGGCGGUGCCCCUUCCGCCAUCAGGUAGGCGCGGGCACAACGUGACAGAGGCGCCACUGUUCGUGUGCGCGCGCGUGCACAGGUGGCCAGUCGCUCGGAGGUCGUGGAAAGUGGGGAAGUGGCCCGCUCUUCUUCCUCUUCUUCUUCUUCUUGUUCUGUUUUUCUUUCGGUGCUCGGCGGGCGGCGAUGUUCAGUUGGGUGAGGCAGGAGCAAGGCGGCCGCAACAAGGAGGGCGAGAUGUACCAAACGGUGACCGAGGGUCUGCAGAGCCUCUACAGCAAGAAGCUGCUGCCGCUGGAGGAGACUUACCUCUUCCACGACUUCCACUCGCCCGCCCUGGAGCCGGCCGACUUCCAGAGCAAGCCCAUGGUGCUGCUGGUGGGCCAGUACUCCACCGGGAAGACCACCUUCAUCAGGUAUCUUCUGGAGCAGGACUUCCCGGGCAUGCGGAUCGGACCCGAGCCCACCACGGACGGCUUCAUCGCGGUGAUGCACGGCGACAGCGAGGGCGUCGUCCCCGGCAACGCCCUGGUGGUGGACCCCAAGAAGCCCUUCAGGAAGCUCAACGCCUUCGGAAACUCCUUCCUCAACAGGUUUAUCUGCUCUCAGAUGCCCAAUCAGGUUCUGCAGAGCAUCAGCAUCAUCGACACGCCGGGGAUCCUCUCCGGAGAGAAGCAGCGCAUCAGCAGAGGUUACGACUUUGCCGAGGUUCUGCGUUGGUUUGGCGAGCGAGUGGACAGAAUCAUCCUGCUGUUCGACGCCCACAAACUGGACAUCUCGGACGAGUUCUCUGAGGCCAUCCGAGCCCUCAAAGGACAAGACGACAAGAUCAGGGUGGUCCUCAACAAGGCGGACCAGGUGGACACGCAGCAGCUGAUGCGCGUGUACGGUGCCCUCAUGUGGUCCCUGGGGAAAGUGAUCAACACUCCGGAGGUGGUGCGGGUGUAUCUGGGUUCCUUCUGGGCCAAACCUCUGCAGAACACAGAGAACAGACGUCUCUUCGAGGCCGAGUCGCAGGACCUCUUCCGGGACAUCCAGAGUCUUCCGAGGAACGCGGCGCUCCGGAAACUCAACGACCUCAUCAAGCGGGCCAGGCUGGCAAAGGUGCACGCGUACAUAAUCAGCCACCUGAAGAAGGAGAUGCCGUCGCUGUUCGGCCGGGAGAAGAAGAAGGAGGAGCUCAUCGCGAGGCUGCCGGAGAUCUACGCCAUCCUGCAGAGGGAGCACCACAUCAGUCCUGGAGACUUCCCCAACGUCACCAAGAUGCAGGACAUGCUGCAGCACUACGACUUCAGCAAGUUCCCGUCGCUGAAGAUGAAGCUGAUCGAGUCGGUGGACAAGAUGCUGGCGUCCAAGAUCGCCGGGCUGAUGGCGAUGAUCCGCGAGGAGGAGUCCAAGGCGCCGCCCGCCAUGGUCUCGGGCGGCGCCUUCGAGGGCGCCCAGGACGGGCCCUUCGGCCGCGGCUACGGCGAGGGCAUCGGCGCCGGCGCCGACGCCGAGGACUGGAUCGUGAGCCGGGACAAGCACCGCUACGACGAGAUCUUCUACACGCUCAUGCCCGUCAACGGCAAGAUCAGCGGCGUCAACGCCAAGAAGGAGAUGAUGAACUCGCGGCUGCCCAACACGGUGCUGGGGAAAAUCUGGAAGCUGGCCGACUGCGACCGGGACGGCAGCCUGGACGACGAGGAGUUCGCGCUGGCUCAGCACCUCAUCAAGGUCAAACUGGAGGGUUACGAGCUGCCCGCCGAACUGCCCCCGCACCUGGUGCCCCCCGCCCACCGCAAGCACCCCGACGCCGAGGCCGAGUACAACCACGACCGAGACUAGACGCUCGAAAGCGCUUGCCCGCUGAUGCUAACCAACAUAUCACACAUGCUUUUUAUUUGCUACGCUAAUCACAAAAAGUCGGCAGUUUUGGGCUUUCGGCCGUCAACCGCAAAGCAUUCGCCAUUCUGCUGAUUUUUUUUUGGGGGGGGGGGGGGCCAUCGUCUGGUAUUCGCCGAAAAUCUCGCUUCGUCACUGUUUCGGUGCUCGGACCGAAGCCGCGUCUCAUAUAAAAAUAUUGCGUCGGCGCCACGUGGUGGCAUCUCGGUGCCAGGGGGCCGUUGAAGUGGGUUGAGGAGCUUCAUUUCGACAAAAAUAGUGCUUUGCCACCAUCUUGUGGCAUCUACAGGCACCUUUUUAGGGGCGCUUCAAUUGCUCGCGACUUUUUGCUAUGAAGUGAGCGUCGUUUCGUUAGGCCGAAGCUUUGCCGCCAUCUUGUGGCACCUAUAAGCAAUUAACUCCUUCACGCAGACAUUUGCCCGACAUCCGCCAUUCGCUCUUUGAAUUGCAUCCUCAUUUGUCACCGUCACACCUUCCACUAGCAACUGCGACACGUACCGUUUCGUACCGUUUCAUACGUCGGUCGAGUUCGAGGUGCCCAAACUCGUGCGACUUCCGUCUUGGCAUUUCUCGCGCUCGGUAAUCGAAGCAACGAAAAGCUGCGAUUCAGCGCCUCGUCUUCCUCUUCGACUUAAAAGCUGCGCUGAUCUGAAAUCCCGAGUGAUGCGCCGGCGCCAUCUGCUGGCCUGGCGUUGUCAUUUCCGUGGUAUACAAACCGGAAUAGUGGCGGGAGUUGGCUCCUUGUUAUCGAAGCAAGCAAGUUGUGCAAAACGUCAAAACGUAUCGAAACAUUGAACAGUUCGACGUGCAUUCAAAAGUUUACUCGAGGUCAAAUUUAGUUGACCUGCAAAGCUCGAAAGAAGUUCACUUGUAAAUGUUAGCAUCAAUUCCACGCCAAAGCGCCAAAUGAGACCCUUUUUGCGAGUUGUGUUAAGUGUCGCCCCGAUGAUUCAUUCGGUCCAUUUCACUUUUAUUUGAAGACGCCAAUGGAUUUUAGUGCCUUGUUUAAUUUGUCUUCUUCCCAUGAAGAGACCGCCGCCUCUUGGAGUUCUUUGAGGAAGUGCAUUCAUCACGUCCGUCCGUGCCUUCUUGCUGCCUCUGGCCAAAGAUCGGCGAUGUACGCAGUAAGAGAUUUGAUGGCGUGAAAUAAAAUGUCAAAUCUUUACUAGCCUGA
This is a messenger RNA of Phyllopteryx taeniolatus (common seadragon), 3074 nucleotides long. RefSeq names its product EH-domain containing 4 (gene ehd4). Gene Ontology annotation, cellular component: plasma membrane; clathrin-coated pit; presynaptic membrane. Gene Ontology annotation, molecular function: calcium ion binding; molecular adaptor activity; protein binding. The transcript has 8 exons. Gene Ontology annotation, biological process: endosomal transport; clathrin-dependent synaptic vesicle endocytosis. Bases 203 to 1843 code for a protein of 546 amino acids. Lineage: Eukaryota; Metazoa; Chordata; Actinopteri; Syngnathiformes; Syngnathidae. The record is from RefSeq and is a predicted model, not a curated record.